AUGAACUAUUUCAAAUUAUAAAACUCAACUUUUAAAUAAAAUGUUGCCUUAGCUAGCGGCGGAGCUUUAUUCUUUACAGAAUAGCAUGGUUAAAUAUAUAUUGAUAAUUCUACAAUUUUUGAAAAAAACUCAGCUGAAAUCGGAGGGGGAUUAAGACUACUAAAUUCUUUUGUGAACUUGAACCCAAAGGAACUCAUAUAAUUAAUGAAAAAAAUUAACUUUUUAAAUAAUUUUGCUUUUUUAUUUGGAUAAAACUUUUAGCUAGGAUUCCAAACACUCUAAGUAGAGGAAAUUUAUAUGUAAAAAUAAGGAAAUCAAGAGAAAAUUGAAUUUGUAUAUAACGAUUUCAGAUAAGCUUAGUCAUCUGAAUAUUUAGGAAAACUUUACAUCAAAAACUUUAAAAGCGGAGAUAUUAUCAACAUGGAAGUCUCGAUAAUAGAUGAGGAGGGAAAUAAAUUUAAAAUAGAUCAGUACUGUGAAACAUGUUAAUAUGGGACAUAUUUUCUUUAAAAGUAUGACAAUUUUAACUAUACUACUUAUAUGAAUGAAAAUUAAUUGCCGUAAUUAUGCAAAAAAUGUCCAAAAUAAGCUAAUUUUUGUUAAGGAAAUAUGAUUUAACUUGAAGAAGGUUAUUGGAGAGAAAGUAUUUAAGAAGAUAAUCCUGAUUUAAUUUAAUACUGUAAAAACAGCCCAUAAAACUGUAGAGAGUAAUAUCCAAACUAAAUCAAAGGAUGUGUAGAUGGUUAUAUAGGACCACUUUGCGAAACUUGCGAUUCUCUAGGGGAAGUUUGUCUUAAUAAACUACAUUUAAAUCAUUCAAUAUAUACUAAAACUGGAACUCAGUAGCUUUUAAGUAAAAGUUUCAAAUAGCAUAGAUAUUUUUUAGAGCCCAUAACACUAGCUCCUAAGCUCACUAGAUUGUCUAAUAAACUCUUUUGUUGA
This is a messenger RNA of Tetrahymena thermophila SB210, 942 nucleotides long. Its product is annotated as transmembrane protein. The record is from RefSeq and is a predicted model, not a curated record. The transcript has 3 exons. Lineage: Eukaryota; Ciliophora; Oligohymenophorea; Hymenostomatida; Tetrahymenidae.